Struthio camelus australis is the source of this 1487-nucleotide messenger RNA. The record is from RefSeq and is a predicted model, not a curated record. Lineage: Eukaryota; Metazoa; Chordata; Aves; Struthioniformes; Struthionidae.
AUGACGUUCUUCACUGAUUGUAUCUGGACAAUCAAGAAAGUGCCCAAAUUAUGCCGGAUGGAGGCUGAUGGGGGACCUUGCAGAAGUCAUCUCAGAAGAUACGCCUUUAACUUGAGCUCAAUGAGGUGUGAGGAGUUCAUCUAUGGUGGCUGUUAUGGAAAUGACAACAACUUCAGAGAUGUGCAGUCUUGUGUGGACCACUGUCUGCCAGAGAAAACUGGUCCCUUGUUAUGCUAUAGUCCAAAGGAUGAAGGAUUGUGUUCUUCUUCUGUGACUCGCUAUUACUAUGACACGAAGAGCAAAACGUGUAAGGAGUUCAAAUAUACUGGCUGUGGUGGAAAUACCAAUAACUUUGUUACAGAAACAGAUUGCUACAAUGUCUGUAGAAAAGGGAGUGAAAAACCAAGAAUCAACAAGCCAGCAAAUCUACUCCGCAGAAAAAUGAUGAGAAAACUGAUUAAAAAACCUCAGACACAUAACCUGAAGUCCUAAGUCUGAUGUGCAUAUGGAUGUUUAAAACAACUUCUUCUGAUUAAACUUUCUUCUUUUGUAAUACAGCUUCCACACAGUUUUAUCAACAAAUACAUCAACAAAUAGUUCUAUCUUUCAGAACUGCUUUUUUUUCAACCUACUUUUUAGAAAGAAGAACUGCAUGUAAUAGAAGAAGAAUGAACCUAAGUUUCAUUCUUCUGCUCUGUUGUAUUUGCAGUAAUACUUUGGUAAAAACCAAAUAUUUAGAUUUCCAUGUUUUUAUGGGGGAAUGUUACUACUGCCUUGGAAGAAUAUUCCAAAUGUUACAAAUCAUUUAUGAUUUGACAAAUCUAUAGUCUCUUAGUGUAACUAAGGAGAGUACAAUGCAAGGUCUCUACCAUGGAUUUUUUGGCAUUUUGUGCUUGCUAAAGAAACAGAUCCUUCCAAAGGGGUGUGCCGAGGUUUGGAGCCCUGCCAUUAUACAUACUUUGGCACUGUCAUAUAAGUAGACUGUCCUUUAUAGUCAUGUUCAUAGCCAAGGCUUUCAGAAGCCUUUGUGAAAGAAUUAUAAACUUAAAUCUGUCUCAUUCCAGAAAAGGGAAUUGGGAUACUUCAACAAAUACUCUAAAGAAGACAAUCAAUCAGUUACUCAACUAUUAAAAUAUAAUUGUAGGCAUUACUUUUUUAUGACAUCUGAAAUUUCCACAAAAUGAUACUCCAGGUCCUCACUUGGAAUAAAUUUCUGUUGAUUUUUAAUGGAGUGACAGUGAUUCACAUCUUCUGAGGAUCUUGAUAUUUGUGUUUAUGAGGGGCUGUUAAAGAACAGCAGAAAAGCAGAAGCUUCUGCAAAUCUCAUAUAAUCCCUCUUUUGAGGCAUUAUUUUAUUUCUUGUGUUAGAUUAUGCCUCUGGUGAUAAUAUUGCAUCUUCUUUUAUGUUCUGUAUGUGAGCCAUGUCUAAAUUUCAAUUAUUUUUACCUACAAUGUUUUCUACUAUGAAUUUAUGACAAAUAUUAAUA